This is a messenger RNA of Nicotiana tabacum (common tobacco), 801 nucleotides long. The record is from RefSeq and is a predicted model, not a curated record. Lineage: Eukaryota; Viridiplantae; Streptophyta; Magnoliopsida; Solanales; Solanaceae.
AAAAUGGAGAUAUUCUCUUAAAGAAUGUAUUUGUUCCAGAUGAGGAUAGACUACCUGGCGUCAGUUCUUUCCAGGAUACAAGCAAGGUGCUUGCUGUAUCACGUGUCAUGGUAUCAUGGCAACCUAUAGGCAUUGCAAUGGGUGUCUAUGAUAUGUGUCACAGGUAUUUGAAAGAGAGGAAGCAAUUUGGAGCUCCGCUGGCUGCUUUCCAGAUCAAUCAACAGAAGUUGGUUCAGAUGUUGGGAAACAUUCAGGCUAUGCUUCUUGUUGGUUGGCGCCUUUGCAAGCUGUACGAGAGUGGAAAAAUGACACCUGGUCAAGCUAGCUUGGGGAAAUCAUGGAUUUCCUUGAGGGCGAGAGAAACGGUUUCCUUUGGACGGGAAUUACUUGGCGGAAACGGUAUCUUGGCUGACUUUCUAGUAGCAAAGGCAUUCUGUGACUUGGAGCCCAUCUAUACAUAUGAGGGAACCUAUGAUAUCAACACACUGGUAACAGGUAGAGAAAUUACAGGUCUUCCUAGCUUCAAGCCAGCAACAUUGAGGCCAAAGAGUCGUCUGUAGUAUCUCAACCAUCGUCGUAUUCUAGUUCUGGUGAAUUGAGUGCACCUCUAGAAUACGUGUACAAAAAGGGAACUCACUCAAGAAUAUUUAAUCCCUUUUAGAUCAUAAUCAUAAAGUAAGUCUAUACAAUAAAGCAAACAUUGUAUAUGUGCACUUGUUCAUUAUAUGUAUCUAUUUGGCUAUGCAAGCUGGUAUGCACUGUUAUCUUUCUGAUUUUAAUAUAAUUUUUCUUAUUUGAAUA